Messenger RNA from Aricia agestis (brown argus), 2688 nucleotides. Its product is annotated as proton-coupled amino acid transporter-like protein pathetic. The transcript is spliced from 5 exons. The record is from RefSeq and is a predicted model, not a curated record. Gene Ontology annotation, molecular function: amino acid transmembrane transporter activity. Gene Ontology annotation, cellular component: vacuolar membrane. Lineage: Eukaryota; Metazoa; Arthropoda; Insecta; Lepidoptera; Lycaenidae. Gene Ontology annotation, biological process: amino acid transmembrane transport. The coding region runs from base 610 to 1935 and encodes 441 amino acids.
CAUGUUCCGAUAUUCACCGUCUCCUUCAUCGAGUCGACCAGCUUUGAAUGUUGUGUUAAUAAAUAUUUUGUUUCGAUACCACAUCAAACAUUCUGUACUGCAUAGUUAUUUAAAUAAUGAUAAGCAAUAAGCAUGUAUCACAGCUUUUCGUCACUUUAAUUGGCAAGCUGAAUUGAAUUGUGUGGUGUCAAUGUCGAAGCCCUUAAACUAAUAAUCAUGACAUUUUUGUUCAACAGGAAUUCGAAAAGAAAAUGUUGUUUAACAGUAAAAUGUUUCACGUAAAACGACAUUACUUUAGAACGUGAGCUUUGAAUACCGCUCGACAGAGCGUGGGGUCGCUUCGGCCCAGGCUUUUUCUAUUUUACAUUUAUAUUUUGUCGUUAAAAUGGUAUUUUAUAUUGUAUGUUGACUGUUAAGUACUCGCUCCUUAUUUCGAGCUAUAAUUAUCGCUCGAAGCCUUCGGAGACGAUCCGGGAAGACGUGCGCUGCUUUCACCAGAUUAAAGUCGUACGACGACCUUGAUCAACUUGCAAUGGACUCAUACACCGAUACAAAGUUGAUCCCAAUGAGAUCCCUGUGGAACAACAGGCGGGGUCCACCCUGCCCCUCAUGGAGAUCCCGGGCCGGGAUAUCGAGGCUGAUGAGGAUUACAAUCCAUUUGAGCACAGGAAACUUGCUCAUCCUACUUCGGACAUGGACACUCUUAUCCAUUUACUUAAGGGUUCACUAGGUAGCGGUAUCUUAGCUAUGCCAAUGGCGUUUAUGAACGCCGGUCUAUACUUCGGUCUUGUUGCGACAUUCCUCAUAGGCGGCAUCUGUACUUAUUGCGUCCACGUACUAGUGAAGACCUCCCAUGAGCUUUGCAGAAGGAUACAGAAGCCAUCCCUGGGAUUCGCCGAGACUGCUGAAGCGGCUUUCCUCGCAGGACCACCAGCUGUGCACAAAUUCUCUAGACUUGCUAAGGCUAUGGUCAACUGGUUCCUGGUGAUUGAUCUCCUGGGCUGCUGCUGCGUGUACAUUGUGUUUGUCGCCAGAAACGUGAAGCAAGUCGUGGACUACCACGCCAAAGAGAGCGAAUGGCUGCCUCAUGAUAUGAAUCUUCGGAUAUACAUGGCUGUGCUCCUACCAUUCCUCAUUGCUAUGAACCUGAUCAGGAAUCUCAAAUACUUGGCUCCUUUCUCAAUGAUCGCCAACCUGUUGGUUGGAACCGGCAUGGGUAUCACUUUGUACUACCUCUUCCAAGAUAUUCCGAGCCUGAGCGAGAGACAGCCGAUGGCGGAAGUUGCACGCCUUCCCACAUUCUUCGGAACGGCCAUCUUCGCUUUGGAAGGUAUUGGCGUGGUCAUGCCGUUGGAGAACAACAUGAAGACUCCCACCCACUUUAUCGGAUGCCCUGGUGUACUCAACACUGGAAUGUUCUUUGUCGUCUCCCUGUACGCGCUGGUUGGAUUCUUCGGUUAUCUUAAAUAUGGAGACGCUACUUCGGGCAGUAUUACCCUAAAUCUUCCUCAAGAUGAAGUGUUGGGUCAAUGCGUGAAGCUGAUGAUUGCGGUCGCUAUCUUCUUCACCUACAGUCUCCAGUUCUACGUCCCGAUGGAAAUUAUCUGGAAGAACGUCCGCCACUGGUUCGGAGCUAAGAAGAACCUCGCUGAAUACAGCAUUAGAAUUGCUAUUAUCAUUAUGACCCUAUGUACGGCUAUCGCGAUCCCAAAUCUAGGACCGUUCAUUUCCCUUGUCGGUGCCGUCUGUCUCUCGUUUUUGGGACUCAUCUUCCCCGCUGUCAUCGAAACUGUCACUUACUGGGACCGCCCCAACGGACUCGGUCGCUUCAACUGGGUUCUCUGUAAAAAUAUUUUCCUGAUCGCCUUCGGUAUCGUUGGCUUCCUAACCGGUUCAUACGUCAGUAUCUUAGAUAUAAUCAAGGGUGAAGAUUAAGCAAAAGACUAGACAGAGGCUCAAUUUUAGGCCUAUUUAUGCUUUUGGUAUCGUUAUAACUUAUAACCAUUUUAUACUGUUAUAAUAGUAGAGAUUCCUAAUUUUUUUUUGAGUUCUGAAAAUGCUCAAAUAUUUUUGUUUGAGAUUAGUAUUAACGAGCUAGUGAGUGUGACGCGGGUUGUUUUGUUAGAAUUUUCUUUAGCCCCGAAUCUCCGUAGACAUUUGCAUUAAAUAUAUUAUAGUCGUAAGGAAUAUAGUAAGAUAAUAUGUAAUAAUGUAAGUAUAUCUGUUUGGAGGCGGCCUUAAUGACGAUUAACUUGAACCAAUUUUGGUUCAAAGCUUUGUUUCCUGUGCAGAAGCAAGUUUUGUGAUAGUUCGUGAUAGAUGCCGCCUCUUUCUUCCUAUCUUUACAAGUGUGAGAAUAUUUCUAGUGCAUUAUUGAAAUGUGAUAAAAUGUUAGAUUAUAAUGAUCGGAAAAUAAGCCAUUUAAUCAUCGUAAGGUUUAAAAACUGGGCAUAAUACAUCUUUGGUAAAUGAAACGGCCCAUAUUUGGGAUUCGCACACGAUGGCAUUUCAGUAUCCAAACAUAACAGCAGCUUAUAGUAUUAAACCAUAUCGAGGUUUGGGAAAAUGGCAUUUACCGUACCUUCGUGAUUUAGGUAGGUACUUGAGUAAGAUUAUUUUAGAAUGUUGAGUGAGGACGUAAUCUAAUAUUUAUGCUAUUUAUGAAUACAUUAAAAAUGUGUAUUUUUA